CUUUCAAGUAGGCUCUUGAAAUAUACUCUUUUAACAUUAUGACAAGUUUGUUUUAUAUUCUUCUAUUCACCAAAAUUUUAAAAAGUUUUCUUUGAGCACCAGUAACGGGUUGACCACCUAUCGCAUUAUGUUCCUGGUUCGGGCCAUGAUCGGAUUGCCGAUUUUGAAGGCGGAGACGCAGCUGCAGCACCGACGCCAAAUGUCGGAAAGGCUUCCCUAUCAUCGGAGACCCGUGCCUGUAAAGCUUCGUGAGCGACAGGACUCUUGGACAGAUCCAAAGAGACCACCAUUUUUGCUGGUGAAGAGCUUCCUGAACUUACGCCAUAUGGACGCCGACAACGGGAAGAAUAUUUCGCGAGUUACGGAAGAGCUAAGUUUCCAGCCACACCGCACUCUCUUCAUUAAUGUCUUGCAGAUUUCGCAUCGUGGCUUUUCGGAGGCAGAGAGUUUGGCGGAGAUGAUGGUCAAAAAUCCAUUAGUUCCGAACUCGGUUCCAGAGUCGUGAAUGUUGGUACUCCGAGUUGAGUCGAAAAUAAUGUCUUCUUAGUUUCUUAGAAUAAAUGUAAAUAAUCGAUUUUGAUUACAUCUAACUACAUAUUGAAAUAUAUAUUCAAUGGCAUUAUUUAAUUAACUCAAA
This is a messenger RNA of Drosophila ficusphila, 637 nucleotides long. RefSeq lists its product as uncharacterized. The record is from RefSeq and is a predicted model, not a curated record. NCBI's taxonomy places the organism in Eukaryota, Metazoa, Arthropoda, Insecta, Diptera, Drosophilidae. The transcript has a single exon. The coding region runs from base 128 to 505 and encodes 125 amino acids.